Messenger RNA from Thamnophis sirtalis, 777 nucleotides. The record is from RefSeq and is a predicted model, not a curated record. Lineage: Eukaryota; Metazoa; Chordata; Lepidosauria; Squamata; Natricidae.
AUGGCGGCAGCAACCAGAUUCGUCCUCAACAAUGUUAGUGACUUCCCCGAUGCUUUAACUUCCUGCUUGGUUAAGUUGCCCUUUGUUCUUGCAGUGGCCGUUGGGAUAGUGGAGAGCGGUUUGGUUUCAUCGCUGGUGCAGAAGCUGAAGACCGAGAAGGAGGACAUCCAAGAGCUCAUCCUGGACACCCUCACAGGCUGCCUGCGAGUUGAAGCCUUCGAGGCCUUGGCUACAGGAUCUGUUGCUAUCUUGAAGGAGAAGCUGCGGGAUCCCUCACGGGCCAUCAGGUGCAAGGCUGCCCAGGUCCUCAUGGCCAUCAGCGUCCCAUUGGAGGGGAAGAACAUGGUCUUCAAAGAAAACGUCUUUCCGGACCUGGUCACCCUGCUGGAAGAUGAGGAUGCGGAGGUGCGAGCCAACGCUGCCGGGGCCAUCAUGAAUUCGGCAGUGACCACCCAAGGGAAAUAUGCUGCUAUUAAUGCAGAAGCCAUCGAGUAUCUUCUGCCUUUGAUCCACGAUGACAAGAGCAAAGUCCGCCUCUAUGCUAUCAAGGCCCUGACCAUGUUGUCAGAAGCCCCAGAAGGCCGCACGACUCUGCUGAAGCACGUGCCGGAAUUCCGGAAGCAGCUGAAGGAUUCCAGUGAGACCGUGCAGAGAGCAGCCCAGAUCGCCAUACAGAAAAGAAUUGGUAAUGAGGCUAGACACUUUUUGAUCAAGAUGAACCUCAUCUCAAGUCCAAAGAAGAGUUGGAGUCCGAAGGACACGUCUGUCAUGGGUUAA